Molecule: messenger RNA, 228 nt
Organism: Clunio marinus
Lineage: Eukaryota; Metazoa; Arthropoda; Insecta; Diptera; Chironomidae
Source: the annotation of a GenBank genome assembly
AUGCGUGAAGCAAUAAAAGAUUCCAUUUCAUUAGACAACAAAUCAAUUGCAACACUUUUAUUACAAAAAGUAAAUAAAACAGAGAACAAAAUUGAAUUAAUUAUGUUUUAUACUUUAACUAUUUUCAUUCGUAGUAGGAGCGGCAGUAAAUUCCCAUCGGUUCGUAUUUUGGCCUUUAAGAAAUUAGUGAGAAAUAAAAAAAAUUGUCAGAAUAAAAGUCAACAUUGA